Spirodela intermedia is the source of this 1218-nucleotide messenger RNA. The record is from the annotation of a GenBank genome assembly. Lineage: Eukaryota; Viridiplantae; Streptophyta; Magnoliopsida; Alismatales; Araceae.
AUGGAGAGCAUGGCGAAGGGAAGGCAGCGGCUCUCGGACAUCACCAACACCACGAACCAUGUGCAGAAGACGGCGAGAACGCUAGCUUGUCAAGAAAACCUGAAUCUGGGCCCUCUUCCUCAGACCAAGGACUGCAUUGCCGAGCUGCUGAAGGUGCUCCACUCCUCUCAACCAGACAGUCCAUCUGCAAUUUCUCCCUGAUUCUUACUCUCCUUCUCCUGGAUCUUCCUUGAUUUUACUUCCUUUGGAUCUUUGAAGGAAAACACGGCGUUAUUGAGGCUUCUGGGGGAGAGAAAGUAAUGAACAUUGCGACCAACUGGAUCGAUCGGCAGAGAUUCUUUCCAGCUUUCUUUAUUUCUUUCUUUCUUUCUUUCUUUUCUAAUUUCGUGGGUUGCAAUGGAUUGCCAUGGAUUGUCUAUCUUGCAGCAAGAUCAUUGAGCUGAAUGCCUUGGAACUGCAGAAACUCCAAGUCUCCUGCCAGCAAUUGCAGCAGCAGAACUGUCAGCUUGCUAAGGCGAACACUCUGAUGCUGGCGGUUUGUUCUCAUACUCCCUAGAUGCCAUCUUCAUCCUCGUGAAUCCCUUAAAGAAAUCGUUUCGGAGACGGACUCAAUCUUUGCUUUCUGGCAGGAGUUCAACUUGGGAAAAGACAGGGUAAUCUGUCCUCUCAUCCCUUCGAAUCGUUCCUCCGUCUGCCGUUUUCUCCUUCUCAUUUCUCACCGGAGAGUGAUGACUGUUCAUGUCAACCAACAGCUGAAGGUACUCCAGCACGAGCUUGGAUGCACAGUAGCAACUCUCAAAAGAACGAAGCUAGAACUCGAGGUUACUGUUCCGAUGAUCAUGAUCAAUGGAGUUUUGCUCUCACCUGUUCUGAAAGUAGUAGCACAAAUUUGACUGUGUUGACAGGAGAAGAAGAAAUUGGGUCAAGAUGUUGCCGUGAAAACCACCUUCAAGGUAUCAUAAUUUGAGCAAUUUCAGUAAAGUUCUAGCCGUGAAUCAUACUUGCCUCCGGUUCUUCAUUAGCGAUGCUGCUUGUUUCCCACAAAUUACCUUCUUGAAGGGGGAGCCAUCGUCCAUCAACUGUGAGGAGGGUGCGGUGGAGACACUACAUCAAGUCGGCGAGAAGGCGGCCUGUAACCCCAAGAGGAAACACGCGUCGAGACUCUACUGUAAUCACAAACCACCGAUUUGUGUCCUGGAGACUCGCAUGCUCUCUUGA